Cajanus cajan (pigeon pea) is the source of this 1100-nucleotide messenger RNA. RefSeq names its product 6,7-dimethyl-8-ribityllumazine synthase, chloroplastic. Gene Ontology annotation, biological process: riboflavin biosynthetic process. Lineage: Eukaryota; Viridiplantae; Streptophyta; Magnoliopsida; Fabales; Fabaceae. The record is from RefSeq and is a predicted model, not a curated record. Gene Ontology annotation, cellular component: intracellular anatomical structure; riboflavin synthase complex. Gene Ontology annotation, molecular function: 6,7-dimethyl-8-ribityllumazine synthase activity.
UUUACUAUAUUUUAAAACGGGACGGGAGAGUGUAUAAGUAAAAAGGGAGUAUAAAUAGCAAAUAUCCACUUCCCUCUCACUUCCAUUCCUCCGCCGCGCCUUCACCGUCGUCCACUCCAUUUCCGCCUGUGGAUAUAUAUAUUGUAUCUGGAAGUGGGUGCUAUCAUCUUUAAACCAGAAGAAUGGCUUCAUUUGUUUCUACCGAUUGUAUCCUUCCUAAUCACCAGUCUAGGCUUGGAUUUGUACAUGACCGAGACCCUUUGUGUGGUGGUAGUAGCAUCUUACAUCUUCAAAAUGCUCCUAAAAGCUCAAGGUCUCUCUCGUUUCUGCUUUCUGUGAGAGCUUCAGAAAAUAAGCCACAUGUUGCUGUUCAGAGCAACGGUCGGUCAUCUUUUUCACAGACAGCUGCUGUGAGGCAUCUGACAGGUUCUGUUACCAGAACCCAGGGACUUCGUUUUGGUGUGGUUGUUGCACGAUUUAAUGAAAUAGUUACCAGGCCGCUCUUGAAGGGAGCUUUGGGUACUCUCAAGAAUUAUUCAGUUCAAGAUGAGGACAUUGAUGUUGUGUGGGUACCUGGUUGUUUUGAAAUUGGUGUUGUUGCAAGAAGACUAGGAAAAUCAGGCAAAUAUCAUGCAAUCAUAUGCAUAGGAGCUGUGAUACGAGGAGACACAACCCAUUAUGAUGCAGUUGCUAAUUCAGCAGCAUCUGGAGUGCUUUCAGCCAGUCUAGACUCAGGUGUUCCAUGCAUAUUUGGUGUCCUUACAUGUGAAGAUAUGGAUCAGGCUCUAAAUCGAGCUGGUGGCAAGUCUGGGAAUAAGGGUGCUGAGGCUGCAUUGACUGCUAUUGAGAUGGCAUCUUUGUGCGAGCACGAUCUGAAGUAGUCGGUGUUUUUAAUUUAACCAAUCUUAUAGAGCUUUUGUUGGAACGGCAUGUUAUUCCCGAUUUCAUCUCCAGACUGCUUUUGUUGUAAUUCAAAAUAUAGUCUUAUUAUAUGUUCUCAAACUAGUAAGUCUGUGUUUGGAUAUUUAAUGGUAAGUGGUAUAAAAUGGAAUGGAAUGUGACAAAAUGGAAUAAAAUAAAAUGUCAUUCCAUUCUUUAGA